UCUCCUUUUGAGGGGUUUCGUAACUUGAAAAUUUCGUAUGAAGAGACGUUCGUAAGUAGAAGUACCACUGUAUCAGUCGUUCCUCAUUGGGUUGUGCAGGUGUGCCUUACAAUACGCCAUGCUCGGCUUCCCCCCACGUGUCUCAUUGAACCUCUGCUCUAAGACCGACUUCACCCUCCCCUGCUGUCUAUCUCCUCACCCUCACUGUGUGCUGUCAAUAAUUGAUGGUCUUUAGUGACUCUCAAAGGGUAACAGGUCCGGCAGAAAAUGUCUCAUGUGUCAUUUUUUUAUUUAUUCACAAGUCGGUCUUGAAGCUCGGAGAAGUAUAUCGCCGCGUUUGCUUUGCAGCCAGUUGGAUGGAUAUGCAGGCGCUGUUUUGCUUGCACCUGCGCGUGACCGUGAACGAGCCGGUUCGUGCUGCGUGAGUGACAGCGGCGCGGAAGGAGAGGAAGGGAAGCUUGAAAUAAGUGGGUGGCGGGGGGUCGGCCAGGGGAGUGACGGAAUUAUUGAGUGAAUUAAUUCAGCCUUUGCCAGCCCUGAUUGACUCGAGACCGCAAACUUGCAGUACAGUACAAACAUGGGGGAAGAAAAGAGAGAAGAAACGGUCUUCCCGAGAAGGAGAAGUUUCACUUUCGGGGCUUACGGAAGAGCCGAAGCCGCCGAGGGCAGCGCGACGGACAUCUUGGACUCCCCGCUCGCUGACAGCCAGCCAACCCUCUCGGCGAGCAGCAGCCAGAAGGAAACGGAGCUGUUUGAAAUCAUUGAAAAACUCCAGGGAAGCAGACUCGAUGAGCAGCGAUGUGAAUUCCCACUGCCUCUGAAGUCUCAGUUUUUGACAAUAGGCGGGGAGCUGCCAAUCAUCCUCCCGGCGAAGCUUGGGGGCUACUGGAUAGACCCUCCUUUGGCGAGGCUUGCAGAUGUCGGUCUUAGCUCCUCUCAUCGCAACCUCCCAGCAGACAGCUACGAACUCAUGGAAAGGGACGGCGAGGCCAACAUCUACCGGGACUUCUUCCGCUCACGGUAUCACCAUUCGUUCACAGCAGUGGAUCCGUCAUUAGGGCCCCUGGUUCUGUCUGUGUGUUUGGAGGAAGAGGAAAGUCGGGCGCGAGUCAUCCUGAGAAUGAAAGAGCGCUCCCUGCAUGGCGUUUUCUCCCUCUCGCUCUUUCCCGGCAUUCCAUCAGCUGUCGAGCUAGCAAAGAUGCUGUGUGACAAAGUGACCGUCUCAAAGUUUGACGCAGUCAGCUACCUCAAGGCUCCGAUACUAAUAAGGGCAUUCGACGAGCACAGAGUGUCUUCCAAUUUCAAGUUUGGUGUGUUGUACCAAAAGGAGAAUCAGUUCACCGAGGAGGACAUACUCGGUAACGACGAGGAAAGCGAGGAGUUUGCGCAGUUCCUGUCUAUUUUGGGGGACACGGUUCAGCUCCAAGGCUUCGCCGGCUUCAGAGGAGGGCUGGACGUGUGUCACGGGCAGACAGGAAGUGAGGCAGUUUUCACUUCCUUUCACGGCAGAGAAGUCAUGUUCCACGUUGCCACCAAACUGCCUUUCACAGAGGGCGACCCGCAGCAGCUGCAAAGAAAGAGACACAUUGGUAAUGACAUCGUGGCGCUGGUGUACCAGGAGGGUCCGACUGCUUUCUUAGCCGAUGUCAUUAAGUCGCACUUCCUGCACUGUUUCAUCGUGGUCCGGAAGGUUCCGAGCGGGAAGGUCGAUGACACUGGCCAAGCUGCAUAUCAGAUAUCUGUCACGGCCAGAGACGACGUUCCUCCAUUCGGCCCAGUCCUCCCAGAUCCUCCAGUCUUCACAGAUCACUCCCGACUGAGAGAAUUCCUCCUGACCAAGCUCAUCAAUGCGGAAAUUUCCUGCUAUAAGGCCGAGCAAUUCAGCAGACUGGAGCUCCGCACGCGUUCAUCACUUCUGGAGAGUCUGCAGGCAGAACUCUCUGCCCGUUCGCAGUGCAUGCUGGGAGAUCCAUCAGCCCCUUCUGUCCCAUCUGCCGAGAGUGCCAGGGGGAUGUCCGAAGGCAGCGGUGGAUUCAUUGAGAACUUUAAGAGGGCCAUCAGAGUCCGGAGCCAUUCCUUCGAGACCCUCGGGGUGCCCAGGAAGAUCAGCAGCAUCUCACCACAGAAGACAAAGAGUGACAAGGAUGCAGAGAGUGACUGCUUGGCUCCAGCUGAAGUCAAAGAUCAAGCAAGUCCUCAAGAGGAGACGUAGAAAAACUCCACCUUCCAGAUUUUAGACGUUCAUUCACAUACAGCCUUUGUGUUGACAUUAUUAUCUAUGUGGAUGACUCCUGUAAAUAGAUACAGUAGUCAAAGGGAGUCUUGCUGCUGAUGUGAUUAUGUUCUGUCAAGCGUUUUCUUACAAUCGCAGCUGUUGUGAAAUCGCCACAGAAAUGAAGAUGUAUUUUAUCAUACUGCAAUAGAAGUCUUACUUUGUAUAUGUGAUUUAAGGGAAUAGAAAUUAUCUUCAUGUGACAUGUAUGGUAAAUAAAAGGCCUGCAAAUGUUUAA
Molecule: messenger RNA, 2510 nt
Organism: Hippocampus comes (tiger tail seahorse)
Lineage: Eukaryota; Metazoa; Chordata; Actinopteri; Syngnathiformes; Syngnathidae
Gene: rap1gapl
Product: RAP1 GTPase activating protein-like
Exons: 17
Coding region: 578-2212 (544 amino acids)
Biological process (GO): regulation of small GTPase mediated signal transduction
Cellular component (GO): cytoplasm
Molecular function (GO): GTPase activator activity
Source: RefSeq, a predicted model, not a curated record